Molecule: messenger RNA, 1326 nt
Organism: Penicillium macrosclerotiorum
Lineage: Eukaryota; Fungi; Ascomycota; Eurotiomycetes; Eurotiales; Aspergillaceae
Product: acyl-CoA dehydrogenase family protein
Exons: 2
Coding region: 1-1326 (441 amino acids)
Molecular function (GO): flavin adenine dinucleotide binding; acyl-CoA dehydrogenase activity
Source: RefSeq, a predicted model, not a curated record
AUGUCUCGACCUCACUGGCAGCGUUUUAUCCGGUCGCAAUGGCAGGCCCCAUCGUUCGGCAACUGUCGUGGCGUGCCUCGUCGCGUUCAGUCAGCGCGAGCCACAUUCUCGACCACGGCGCGAAGGGAUCUUAUGGAGAUGACGGGCUUCACUGAGGAGCAGCUCACAGUUCGCGAAGCUAUUUCCAAUAUCUGCGCCAGAUUUCCAAAUACCUACUGGCAGGAGAGGGACCAGCAGGAGAAAGAUCCCAAGGAAUUCCAUGCGGCCUUGGCUAAAGAUGGCUGGCUGGGCAUCGCGCUGCCCGAAUCCCUCGGAGGCGCAGGAUUAGGUAUCUCCGAGGCCACCAUGAUGAUGCACACUAUCACACAGUCCGGGGCAGGAAUGGCGGGAGCCCAAGCCAUUCAUGCAAAUGUAUACGCUACACAGCCCUUGGCCAAGUUCGGGACACAAGAACAGCUAGAGACCACGAUCCCAAACAUCAUCAAUGGUACCUGGCGAACCUGUUUCGGCGUCACCGAGCCAAAUACAGGGCUGGAAACACUCAAGCUCAAAACAUUGGCAACUAAAACAGCCGACGGCUAUUCUGUCUCGGGUCAGAAGAUUUGGAUUACCUGCGCCCAGGUCGCCUCAAAGAUGAUUCUUCUGGCGCGGACUGCACCGCUAGAAGAGGUCCAGAAGGCAACCGAUGGUCUGUCUAUGUUUUGCAUUGACCUCAACCGCGACCAGCCCGGGUUGGACAUGCGCAAGAUUAAAAAGAUGGGCGGCCGUGCCGUGGAUGCUAACGAGGUAUUCUUUGAUAACUAUCAGAUUCCAGAGAGUGCGUUGAUCGGCCAAGAAAACCAAGGGUUCAAGAUCAUCCUGCAUGGCAUGAAUGCUGAGCGUUGUCUGCUGGCCGGCGAAGCCUUAGGUCUUGGAUAUGCCGCCCUCGAGAAAGCGUCCCAGUAUGCAAAGGAUCGUGUGGUGUUCGGUCGGCCCAUUGGACAGAACCAGGGCGUUGCCCACCCACUGGCAGAUGCCUACAUGAAGCUCGAGGCGGCAAAACUGGCCACUUACCAUGCCGCUCGACUCUACGAUACGAACGAUGGCUCUGUCCCAUUCCAAGCCAUCGGCGUCGCCUGCAACAGCGCGAAAUAUCUCGCUGCCGAGGCCGCGUUCACAGCUUGUGAGCGCGCUGUUCUGGCACAUGGAGGAAUGGGCUACGCCAUGGAAUAUGAUGUUGAGCGAUAUCUGCGUGAAUGCCUUGUCCCCCGGAUUGCCCCUGUGAGCCGGGAAAUGAUCUUGAACUACGUGAGUGAGAAAGUUCUUGAGCUUCCUCGAAGUUAUUAG